CGUGCUCGCCGUAGUUGUUGGUGUCCGCUACCUAGUUAGCUUGCCCUCUUCGCAGUGGUAAGCGCUGUAAAAUGUUACUACCUGUUUGUGUGGGAUUAUAAAAAUGUCUGCGAAAGCAACAGGAACCAGAGGGUUUUAUUUCAAUACUGUCUUGUCCUUGGCGCGUUCUUUGGCCGCACACCGCCCUGCGCCUAUAGAUAAGGUCCAGAAGCUACAAUGCAUGUGUCCAGUAGAUUUCAGAGGGGUGUUCCAGCUGGACGAGAGAAGGAGGGAUGCGGUCAUAGCUCUGGGCAUCUUCCUGGUCGAGUCGGACCUACAGCACAAAGACGCUAUCAUCCCCUACCUGUUGGGGCUGCUGAAGGGACUUCCCAGAGUUCAAUGGAUCGAAGAAAGCUCUGGAAGCAAGGGACUUGAGAUCCUGCCGGUAGCAGAGAACUUCUGCUUCUGUCUGGGCACUCUUCUAUCUGACGUUGCCCAGCGAGAUAACACCUUGCGAGGACAGAUCCUGGAGGCCAUCAUGGACAUAAUGCAGGUCCUGCUGGACAUCUGCCUGGACCCAGAGAGCCAUGAUAAAGAAUACCUGUGCCGGUACACUGUGCCCUGCCUGUUGGGCGUGGCCCGGGCCUUCGGUCGCUAUAGCAACACAGAGGAGCCCCUGCUGUCCAAGCUAUUCCCGCGGGCGGGAGCCCCGCUGCUGUCCGGUGCCGAGGAGGCUGACCCGUCACGACGGCGCUCCUUCAACGACUUCCGCUCCAUCAUGCCGGCCUCGCUGCUCACAGUUUGUCAGGGAGACACCAUCAGGCGCAAAGGAAGCUCCGUGUCCAGCAUAUCACAGCAGGCCAGUCCAGAGCGAGCAGGACUGACUCUCAGCUGCCCAGUUGAUCCCUCUGCACAGUACUUUGAAGGCUCCUAUCUCCCUGAUGGUAGUGCUGUGGACCCAGACUAUUACUUCUCCACCAUCAGUUCUAGUUUCUCUGUGUCUCCUCUGUUCACGGGCAGUGCCCAGGGAGAGUUUGACGUCCCUCUGGACAUUCUGCGCCAGCUCCUCAACAUGGUUGAGCAGUUUGUCGCUGAAUCCUUUCUGAAAACACUGGAUGACACCUUGCAGGAAUUUCUGGAGUUGAACCCAGGUAUGCACCUGCACUACAGGACCUUCAGUGAUCCUCUGUAUGUGACCAUCUUCAAGAUGCUCAGAGACACGCUGUAUAACCUGAAAGACCUGCAGACGGGCUACGUGAAGGAGGUUCAUGACUUUGUCCUGGAGCAGUUCAGUAGUAGCCAGUCAGAGCUGCAGAGGAUCCUACAUGAUGUAGAUCACCUCCACAGUGAGCUGAGUCCUCUGAAGCUACGCUGCCAGGCGAACGCUGCCUGCGUCGACCUCAUGGUCUGGGCCGUCACUGAGGAGCAGGGAGCUGAGAACCUGUGUACCAAGCUGUCGGAGAAGCUGCAGUCCAAGACGUCCAGUAAAGUUAUCAUCGCUCACAUGCCCCUGCUCAUCUGCUGUCUACAGGGUCUGGGUCGUCUGUGUGAGCGGUUCCCGGUGGUGGCCCACUCUGUCACCAUGUCUCUCAGAGACUUCCUGGUGGUCCCCUCUCCUGUCCUGGUCAAGUUGUACAAGUACCACAGCCAGUACACCACAGGGACAGGUGAGGUCAAGAUCCACGUGACCAAUGAGCACUCCCAGUCUACGUUCAGUGCUCACGCCAAUAAGAAGAGCCAGCCCUCCAUGUACGAACAGCUCCGAGACAUCUCCAUAGACAACAUCUGCAGCUGUCUGAAGGCUGGUCUGACUAUGGACAGUGUUAUAGUGGAGGCUUUCCUAGCCAGCCUGUCCAACCGUCUCUACAUCUCUCAAGAGAAUGACAAAGAGGCCCACUUGAUCCCAGACCACACCAUCAGAGCCCUGGGUCACAUCGCGGUGGCUCUGAGGGACACGCCCCGCGUCAUGGAGCCCAUCCUGCAGAUCCUACAGCAGAAGUUCUGCCAGCCGCCUUCACAGCUAGACGUACUCAUUAUAGAUCAGCUGGGAUGCAUGGUCAUCACUGGGAAUCAAUAUAUCUACCAGGAGGUGUGGAACCUGUUCCAGCAGAUCAGUGUGAAGGCCUCCUCGAUGGUCUACUCCACCAAGGACUACAAGGACCACGGAUACAGACACUGUUCCCUGGCCGUGAUCAAUGCGUUAGCAAACAUAGCAGCUAACCUGGCCUCAGAGCAGAUGGUAGAUGAGCUGCUGGUCAACCUACUGGAGCUGUUUGUCCAGCUUGGACUGGAGGGCAAGAGGGCCAGCGAGAGGGCCUCGGACAAGGGCCCCGCACUGAAGGCGUCAAGCAGUGCAGGAAACCUUGGCGUACUGAUUCCUGUUAUUGCCGUGCUGACAAAGCGUCUGCCGCCCAUCAAGGAAGCGAAGCCUCGCCUGCAGAAGCUGUUCAGAGACUUCUGGCUCUACUCUGUGGUGAUGGGCUUCGCUGUUGAGGGAUCAGGUCUGUGGCCAGAGGAGUGGUAUGAGGGAGUGUGUGAGAUCGCCACCAAGUCUCCCCUCCUCACUUUCCCCAGUGGAGAACCCCUACGCUCUGAACUACAGUACAACUCUGCCCUGAAGAACGACACUGUCACCGCAGUAUGUGUCUACAGGCUGGAGUACAUGAGGAUGCUGCGUGCUCUAGACUCUGACCGUUUCCAGGUGAUGUUCCGCUACUUUGAGGACAGAGCCAUCCAGAAGGACAAGUCUGGGAUGAUGCAGUGUGUGAUAGCCGUUGGGGACAAAGUGUUUGAGGUCUUCCUACAGAUGAUGGCUGAGAAGCCGAAGACUAAAGCCCACGAGGAGGAGUUGGAGCGCCACGCUCAGUUCCUAUUGGUCAACUUCAACCACAUCCACAAGAGGAUCCGUAGGGUGGCCGACAAAUACCUGUCAGGUCUGGCCGAAACGUUCCCCCACCUGCUGUGGAGUGGCCGCGUACUGAAGACGAUGCUGGACAUCCUGCAGACCCUCUCCCUCUCCCUCGGCGCGGACAUCCAUAAGGACCAGCCGUACUACGACAUCCCGGACACGCCCUACAGGAUCACUGUACCAGACACAUACGAGGCCAGAGAGAGCAUAGUGAAGGACUUUGCUGCUCGCUGUGGGGAGAUCCUGAAGGAAGCCAUGAAGUGGGCCCCCUCUGUCACCAAGUCACACCUACAGGAGUACCUGAACAAGCAUCAGAACUGGGUGUCAGGUCUGUCCCAGCACACUGGCCUGGCCAUGGCUACAGAGAGCAUCCUGCACUUCGCUGGCUACAACAGACAGAGCACUACGCUAGGGAUCACUCAGCUGACAGAGAGGCCAGCCUGUGUGAAGAAAGACUACUCCAACUUCAUGGCCUCACUCAACCUGAGGAAUCGCUAUGCUGGAGAGGUGGCAGGUAUGAUUAAUUUCAUUGAGGCGGUGCGUAGCCAGUCAGACCUGUCCACCCUGAUGGUCAAACAGAUGACAGAGGCCCUUGACACUCAGAACCCUGAGGCCUUCACUGAGAACAUGUUCAAACUGGCUGCUCUGCUCAUCAGCACUAAAGAGUGUGAUCCUCAGCUGCUGCACCACCUGUGUUGGUCUCCUCUGAAGAUGUUUACAGAGCACGGCAUGGAGACGGCUAUCGCCUGCUGGGAAUGGCUGCUGGCUGCUCGCACUGGAGUGGAGGUCCCGUUCAUGCGUGAGAUGGCGGGGGCGUGGCAGAUGACAGUGGAGCUGAAGAUGGGCUUGUUCUCUGAUGCUCAGGUGGAGGCUGAUCCCCUAGCAGCCUCAGAGGAGAGUCAGCCUGUCCCCUGUCCCCCCAACGUCACCCCUCACUGCAUUUGGAUAGAGUUUCUGGUUCAGAGGUUUGAGAUAGCUAAAUAUUCCAGUGAAGACCAGGUGGAGAUAUUCGGGAGCCUAUUACAACGCUCGCUCUCCCUUAAUGUAGGCGGGGCCAAGAGCAGCCUCAACCGCCACGUAGCCGCCAUCGGACCUCGCUUUAGGCUCCUAACUCUGGGUCUAGCACUGCUCCAUUCUGACGUAGUCACCAACACCACCAUCAGAAAUGUCCUCCGAGAGAAGAUCUACUCCACCGCCUUCGACUACUUCAGUGCCCCUCCUAAGUUCCCUACUCAGGGGGACAAGCGUCUGCGCGAGGACAUCAGCUUCAUGAUUCGUUUCUACGCCAGCAUCCUGUCGGACAAGAAGUACCUGGCGGCGUGCCAGCUGGUUCCUCCCGGUGAGCUAGGCGCCGUGCCCACCCCCAGCACCCUCUCUGCCGGGAUAUUCGGAUCACUAAUCGUGUCCAGCACUUCUCCGAUAUCGAUGCUAAACAACCAGGACCCGUCUUUGAACAGUCUGUCUGUGAUGACGGCCCAGGACCCCAGGAGCACCAUGUCUCAUGACUCCAGCUCCCGCUCCCAGCAGAGUGGCCAGAGUGGCUGGAUCAACACCUACCCUCUGUCCUCUGGCAUGUCCACCGCCUCCAAGAAGUCAGGAAUGUCUAAGAAGAGUAACAGAGGGACUCAGCUCCAUAAAUACUACAUGAAGCGUCGGACCCUGCUGCUGGCCUUACUGGCCAGUGAGAUUGAGCGGUUGACUACCUGGUACAACCCUCUGUGCACCCAGGAGUUGGCCAUCGCUACAGAACAGUCCGUGGAGACCAGCAUCGCCAACUGGAGGUCCAAGUACAUCAGCCUCAGUGAGAAACAGUGGAAAGACAACGUCAACCUGGCCUGGAGUAUAGCUCCUUAUCUGGCUAUGCAGCUACCUGCCAGGUUUAAGAACGAUGCGAUCGUGGCUGAGGUGACCCGGCUGGUGAGGCUGGACCCUGGAGCGGUCAGUGACGUACCUGAGGCCGUCAAGUUCCUGGUGACGUGGCACACCAUUGAUGCAGACUCUCCAGAGCUGAGUCAUAUCCUGUGUUGGGCUCCUGCUGACCCUCCCACCGGCCUGUCCUACUUCUCCUCCAUGUACCCCCCGCAUCCCCUCACCGCUCAGUACGGGGUCAAAGUACUACGGUCGUUUCCUCCGGAUGCCAUCCUGUUUUACAUUCCUCAGAUAGUUCAGGCCCUGCGCUAUGACAAGAUGGGCUAUGUGAGAGAGUAUAUCCUGUGGGCGGCCCAGAAGUCUCAGCUGUUGGCCCACCAGUUCAUCUGGAACAUGAAGACGAACAUCUACCUGGACGAGGAGGCACACCACAAAGACCCCGACAUCGGGGAUCUGUUGGAGGAGAUGGUUGAGGAGAUAAUAGGUGCUCAGUCUGGUGCAGCCAAAGACUUCUUCCAGAGAGAGUUUGACUUCUUUGACAAAAUCACCAACGUAUCUGCAAUCAUUAAGCCCACCCCAAAGGGAGAUGAGAGGAAGAGGGCCUGUCUCAAGGCUCUGUCUGACAUCAAAGUCCAGCCAGGCUGCUAUCUGCCCAGUAACCCAGAGGCCAUCGUACUAGACAUCGACUACAAGUCUGGAACACCCAUGCAAAGUGCUGCCAAGGCCCCGUACCUAGCUAAGUUCAAGGUGAAGCGUUGUGGGGUCAGUGAACUGGAGAAGGAGGGUCUGCGUUGUCAGUCAGACUCUCAGGACGGGGAGGACAGCGAAGAAGUAGCUCGCAGGAUCGUCUGGCAAGCUGCCAUCUUUAAAGUGGGUGACGACUGCAGACAGGACAUGCUGGCUCUCCAGAUCAUUGGUCUGUUUAAGAACAUCUUCCAGCUGGUGGGACUGGACCUGUUUGUGUUUCCCUACAGAGUGGUUGCUACUGCCCCCGGGUGUGGUGUGAUCGAGUGUAUCCCCGACUGUAAGUCCCGUGACCAGCUGGGCAGACAGACAGACUUUGGGAUGUACGACUAUUUCAGGAACCAGUACGGAGAUGAGUCCACUCUGGCUUUUCAGAAGGCGAGGUACAACUUCAUCCGUAGUAUGGCAGCCUACAGCCUGCUGCUCUUUCUGCUGCAAAUCAAAGAUAGACACAACGGGAACAUCAUGCUGGACAGCAAGGGACACCUCAUCCACAUAGACUUUGGCUUCAUGUUUGAGAGUUCUCCUGGUGGUAACCUGGGCUGGGAGCCGGACAUCAAGCUGACUGACGAGAUGGUGAUGAUAAUGGGAGGCAAGAUGGAAGCCACUCCCUUCAAAUGGUUCAUGGAGAUGUGUGUCAGGGGGUACCUGGCCGUCAGGCCCUACAUGGAUGCGGUGGUGUCUCUGGUCACUUUGAUGCUGGACACUGGACUACCAUGCUUCAGAGGACAGACCAUCAAACUGCUCAAGCAGCGGUUCAACCCCAGUAUGAGUGAGAAGGAGGCGGCCGCUUACAUCAUCAAGGUCAUCCAGAGCUGCUUCCUCAGCAGCAGGAGCAAGACCUACGAUAUGCUGCAGUAUUACCAGAACCAGAUCCCAUACUAAAGACCUGCUGCAGUAUUAUCACAUACUUGGACCUGUCUGAUAUGAGUCCUUAUUCCCUAUAUAUGCAGUAACCUCUGCUUUUUAUCCUGUUUGUAAGGUCAGAGGUUGUCCUGUACAAAGUCAUUCUCUUCAGCUAGCUAGCAUCAAGCAUCUUGCGCACUUUAUAGAUCAUUGUAUUUCACCCACCUGAUUGGACCCUGAUCAAGAGUUGUUACACCAGACUGGAGAAUUCACACUAACCUAUCAAUCAACUAACCAACCAACCAGUCGAUUCCUGCGAAAGGCAAUCACACAACCGGUUACUGAACUCUAAUACAAUCAGCAAAUAUCACGGUCAUAAUACAUACCACAUAUCAAUCAUAUACUAAUGCUGUGUGUGUGUGUGUUUUAGUAGUCAAAAGCGAUAAGAGUAGAUCUUCUCUCGGGGGACAUUUCUAAUGGUGGCGCUGGUGACUAUAUCUGUCUUGAAUCAAUAACAUUGUGUGUGUGUGUGUGUGUGUGGACUUGUUUAACUAUUCUUGUGGGGACCAGUUUUCCCCACAAGAAUAGUAAUCAAACAAAUAUUUGACAAACUGGGGACAUUUUGUUAGUCCCCACAAGGUCUAAUGCUAUUUCUAGGGGGGUUAGGAGCUAGGGUUAGUUUUAGGGUUAAGGUUAGGUUUUUGGGUUAAGAGUAGGGGUUAGGAAAAAUAGGAUUUUGAAUGGGACUGAAUUGUGUCCCCACAAGGUUAGCUGUACCACACUCUGUGCGCGUGUAUCAGCUCCAAGGUGGUUGGGUCCAGUUUAGGAUAAACCAAUGUUUGUUUACCUACUAACCUACUAACUCUGCAUGUCUUAAGACCAGACCUUUACUAGUAUUAACAUAUUACAUGGAUUUAGUUAGCUGUCUUAAACGUGUGUGAUUUCUAUUUGGAGACAUUCCUCUUUCUGUACAAAAAGAUUUUCACCUUGGAUCCUCUUCUUGAAUCUCCAGGAUUUGGGUUUAGUAUUAUGAUGAUGGUAGUGAUGAUAAUGAUAACUAUGAAGACCCAAAAAGCCAUUUCUCUAAUCCUUGGCACAAACAGAAGUGUAAUUACAUAACUACUCUCCUCUGACGUUAUGCAAGAUGUUACCGUCUUAAUGUGUGUCAACAUAUGAGAUUGCUGUCAUUAUCCCUUCAAAAACCCUGCUGUACUAAAUGUUCUGUCUUUAUGAAGAAGAUGUUUUACUUGAUAGUCUGUAAAGAUAAUGAAUCUUGCAUCUGUUUAUCAUUUUAGAUUAGAAUGGUAUGUAAUUAUAUUUGUUCUGAAUGGAUAUGUUAUAAUUAACGUAAGGGUAUUUUACUUGGAUGUAUAAGAUGAAAUAACCUAUGUAUGUAUUACAGAUUUGUAAUAUGAAGGAAAUUACAGAGGGCUGUAUGUUUGUAAUAACUAACAAGACAUGCAUUUCAGACCAAUAAGAGCUGUUACAUUAUUAACCCCUAGUUGUACAAGCCUGAGUCCAUUGCUGUAGUCUUUUAAUUGGACUAUUGUCUAUUGAUUUAAUGUCUGUUUUCUACUGUCCUCUGUUGUCAGCCACUGUCUGCACCUUUUUUUGUGGUUACCGGUCUAAGUUCUACCAUAUCAAUCUCUCUCUGUGUGUGUGCACGUUUCUAGAAUCUUAGUAGAGAGCACAUUACACCCCCCCCCCAAUGUAUAAUUGUGAUCGAGUGCUGAAACAUAAACCCCAGUUGCAGCUACAAA
This is a messenger RNA of Oncorhynchus keta (chum salmon), 8106 nucleotides long. RefSeq names its product phosphatidylinositol 4-kinase alpha-like. Gene Ontology annotation, molecular function: 1-phosphatidylinositol 4-kinase activity. The record is from RefSeq and is a predicted model, not a curated record. The transcript has 51 exons. NCBI's taxonomy places the organism in Eukaryota, Metazoa, Chordata, Actinopteri, Salmoniformes, Salmonidae. The coding region runs from base 104 to 6385 and encodes 2093 amino acids. Gene Ontology annotation, biological process: phosphatidylinositol-mediated signaling; phosphatidylinositol phosphate biosynthetic process. Gene Ontology annotation, cellular component: cytoplasm; plasma membrane.